Diachasmimorpha longicaudata is the source of this 1173-nucleotide messenger RNA. It is a transcript of the gene Arl8, whose product is annotated as ADP-ribosylation factor-like protein 8B-A. Bases 425 to 985 code for a protein of 186 amino acids. Gene Ontology annotation, biological process: protein transport; anterograde axonal transport. NCBI's taxonomy places the organism in Eukaryota, Metazoa, Arthropoda, Insecta, Hymenoptera, Braconidae. The transcript is spliced from 3 exons. Gene Ontology annotation, molecular function: GTPase activity; GTP binding. The record is from RefSeq and is a predicted model, not a curated record. Gene Ontology annotation, cellular component: lysosomal membrane.
CAACAUUGAGGAAUGCACCCCACACUGUACGGAGGAGAAUUGAAUUCUCCGUGCUCAAGCUAAGUUUCAUCCCUUAAUCUCGAAAAACAUUCGAGUAAUUAAUUGUCCAAACAAGAGAAUGAACUCCAUCACUCGUUGACGUUCUUCAGGAGCUAUUUUCGAAGUCAUUUGCUCGUGAGGAGAAUUUUUUUACCAAGCGAGGUGUAGUGUAGGUGGAGUCGAGGAGAGAAAAAGAGAAGUUUAGUUUCCAUGUGUCGGUGGGUUUGAGGGGGACGUGGGGACGUGCUUGGUGCUUAGUCGAUGACUACAUGUCAAAAACGUCGAGUCCGGUAGUUCUCCCCGCGAUAUAAUCGUUUUUAUUGUCCAUUUGUAACUUCUCGUGGACAUAUUUUUAUUAACAAUUUGUUAGUGAAAGGACGACAACAUGUUGGCAUUAGUCAACAGAAUUCUUGACUGGUUCAAGUCACUUUUUUGGAAGGAGGAGAUGGAGUUGACACUCGUUGGCCUACAGUACAGUGGAAAAACUACGUUCGUUAAUGUCAUUGCGUCUGGACAGUUCAGCGAGGACAUGAUUCCCACGGUGGGCUUCAAUAUGCGUAAAAUAACGAAAGGAAACGUAACUAUCAAAGUUUGGGACAUCGGUGGUCAGCCGAGAUUCAGAUCCAUGUGGGAGAGAUACUGCAGGGGUGUCAAUGCCAUUGUCUACAUGGUCGAUGCUGCUGAUUCCGAAAAAAUCGAAGCUAGUCGCAACGAGCUGCACAACUUGCUGGACAAACCACAAUUGUCCGGCAUACCCGUACUGGUGCUGGGGAAUAAGAGGGAUUUGCCACAUGCUCUUGAUGAGAAUGGACUCAUAGAUAGAAUGAAUCUGUCAGCAAUCCAGGAUCGUGAAAUCUGCUGUUACAGUAUUUCAUGCAAAGAGAAGGACAACAUUGACAUAACCCUGCAGUGGCUUAUAGCUCACUCAAAAGGUGGUGUUCGCUAAUCCCCAUUGGAACAUAACCUAAAUAAUCAUUAUAUAUAUAUUUAAAAUCGAUGAAAAAAUGAAGUACCAUGGGCGUGAUGAAGUGGCUCGGGAACAAUGGGGGCACACCUUCGGGAAUGUUUAUGAUUCAUUCUGUUUCAUAGUGCAUCAAAUAGCGUAGAGAAUGAAAAUAAACGUGAGGUAUCAAA